Messenger RNA from Portunus trituberculatus (swimming crab), 1126 nucleotides. RefSeq lists its product as uncharacterized. The record is from RefSeq and is a predicted model, not a curated record. The transcript has 2 exons. NCBI's taxonomy places the organism in Eukaryota, Metazoa, Arthropoda, Malacostraca, Decapoda, Portunidae. The coding region runs from base 87 to 521 and encodes 144 amino acids.
CACUGUUCAGUGUGACAGAGGCCUUGGUAGAGUGAGCAGUGCCUACUCGCGUCCUCUGAUACCCCUAGUGACUGAAGGUGGCCGUUAUGGAGAUGGCAAACAAGAGGAGCGUGAAAACAGUCCUGGGGAUGUGUUUGGCGGUGGCCGUACUCGUUAUACUCUGUUACUGGGUGCCAUUAAUUGAACAGCAGGAACAACAGCAGCAUCCUAACAUGUUGCAUCACCGAAGCUAUCGAAGCACACCGCCCGAUGUGGACUUGAACGACUUUGGACAGAUGAAAACAUUACAAGAUGACCUCUGCAAACCCGUGUAUCAGAGUGUAGAAAGAAAGUAUAAAAACCAGGCUAUUAUGGUGCUUAGUAAGAUGUGUGCGUGUAAUGCAUGUAGCACUCUGAAUACCACCUGUCAGCCCCAAGAAAACAAAGUUAUAACUGUCAAGAGAAGAGUGAGUCUUAAGAACGAUGAGACUGUGGAAAUCGAGGAGCACGAGGACUGCGAGUGUAAGAGGAACUAUAAAUGAUGCAGAAGUGAAAUGGACCAAAUCUUGACUGAGUAGCGUCGCUCAACACUCCUUGAUGAAUCCAAAAAUGCCUCCCCUACCCUCCAUUAUCAACUCGCGUGACGGUGACGUAGAAGGUGGCGAACGAGGUAACAAGUGGAGGAGAGGAUGGUAGUGGAGUAUGUUACGGGCGGGCCGUAACAAAGAACACACACGAAUCAUUAUAGUGAAACAACUUGAUCAAUGGUCAAGCAAGCAGCUUGGUUCAUUACUAAUUCGGUAACUUCAUAACAAUGAUGAUUCAUUUGAUUCAUGAUAACUUUCGUGUUGGGUUUGCACUGACGUUUUAAUCAGUCUUCUACCUUCCAUCAUAGCACACGUACGUACACUUUCAAGUAUAGUCAUAGUUAAUACUCGCUUCCCAAACUUUACCUGUAUAAAAUAAAAUGACUUAUUUUUCUAUUAUAGGUUGGCAUUAUUGUAUUGCAUAGUUUCUAUUAAUUUUGUCUGCUUUUUAUGUAAGAAAUAAAAUUACUUCUUUUCGUAUUAUAGAUUUGCAUUAUUGUAUUGCAUAGUUUCUAGUUUGUCUGCUUUUGAAGUAUGAAAUAAAGUUACUUCUUUUCCUA